UGGCAGCCACCACGAACAAGGGGUAGCACGUGUGUGCGCGCAACCCCCGCGGAACGUAGACGUGCACGCCCCUCGGACGAUACCGGGAUAUUCUGGUAAGCCAGCAGGGGUUGGACACGCCCAUUCGAGGCGGAACAGCACCCCACCAGAGGGUUCGAAGCUUUCCGCUGCGACUACGUUCGUACGACGGUUCUUCGCUACUAAUAAUACGCCGAUAUACCACCUAUUCAGCCACCAUGGCUCUACGUGGAAGUCCCGAGAGCAGCUUUUACGGGACGCGCGCGGCUUCUGUCUACCAAAGACACUGCUAAUCGCGCGACCGACCACGCUGAUCGCUUGGAUUCCCGACGCGACGAUUUCUCUCAUCCGUGAACGUCGUCGUCGUCGUCAUCGUCGUUUCGUCGGAUGCGGGGACCAGUUCGGUGAACAAACUCGAGGCGUGUUUUUUUCAGAAGGAAGGAAAAAAGAAAAAUUCGGUGUGUAAAAAACGACAGUUCAGGAAUCAGUGACAUGACCCCACUGGGAAGGUAGAGUGUGACGUAUCGUCGGUUGUCGGUGUGAGUGAUGUCUCGAGGAACCAGGAUGUUACCCGCUGUUUGAAGUUUAUCGACGCGAGUGUGCACGGUAAACAGACGCCGGAUAAGUGUUUUCCAGCAACAAGACGGAAUGGAGGAUCGAGAGGUGAGGUAAAGAGGAAUAACCGCGAGGGUUAUGUGGAGGAUGCAGGAAGGCAGGACCGUGUCACCUUUAGGACCGGUCGUCCUACAGCGGGAAGAAGCGGAUAUGCGUGCCGGGCUGUCGCUGCCACCUCAAGAAAGGAGGCACGUGUUGCUCCACGUACGCACCAGCGAGCCUUUCGUCCGCUACGACAACGUGCGUCAGCAACACUCGCCGUCGACCUCGCCGAUCCUGCGGUCCGUCGACAAGGACCAGUUCCACGAGAUGGACGCAUCGUCGGCCAGGGAGAAGAGGAUGGACACCACCGAGGUCGAGGAAGAGGAGGAGCAGGACGAGGAGGAAGAGGAAGACGGGGAGCACGAGAGGAACGUAUCGUCAGCCAGGAAGAACAUCGCCGAGGACGAGGAAGACGACGAGGAGCAGGAGGAAGAGGAGGAGGAAAUGCAUCCUGUGGAUAGAAACGGAAGCUACCAGGAAGACGAGGAGGUCGAGGUGGACGUUUGUCGAGACGAAGUGGACGAGAGCAAUCCCAGCAGUCCCGUCGACUUGACAGCUCCUUCGUCCAGAGGCGGUGGAUCCGAUCAGUUCCUCAACCCGUUUGCGAAUCGCGGCGUGCAUCCUUUCUCGUGCGUGCAAAGUGGACAAACUGCUGCCCACGGGACUCCUGUGUACAUAUCCGCGCACGCCGCCGCCGCGUCCACCGUCUGCACUUCCGGAAACGCAGCUCGAACAACUGGCACGUCGACCGGUAGCAGCAUCACCACCACCGCCAGCACCGUCCAGGCGAACAAACGAUGCCUGGCGUUCUCCGUGGAGAACAUCCUGGACCCGAACAAGUUCACCGGCGGCCGCGUUGUUCACAGUCGCGUUCAACACCGACGACAUCGGCGGGCCGACAGUGUGCACGAAGAUGGGGACUCGCGGGGCGAGUUCGCCUGCGGCAGCGGCCAGGAGGACGAGGAGGGCACACCGGACACGGGCAUGGAGGACAUGGACGAGGAUCCGGACAUGGAAGAGGAAGAUGACGAGGACGUGGAGAUGAGGGUGACGGACAAGGAAUCCUCGAACGCUGGCCGGGAGAGUAGUACCACCGCCGUGAGCAACGUUCCAACGUCCAACUGCAAGAAGAGACAAUCCUCCUCGUCCUCGUCGUCGUCCAGCAGCGUUCAGGCUCAAGGUUGUCAAGGUCAGAACCAGAGCAGCCAGAACGGCACCAGCGGAAGCGGCGGCACCGGUGGCAAGCCGAGAAGAGCCAGGACCGCGUUCACGUACGAACAGCUGGUCGCUCUGGAGAACAAGUUCAAGACCACCAGAUACCUCUCUGUCUGCGAACGUUUGAACCUAGCCCUGUCUCUCUCGUUGACGGAGACCCAGGUGAAGAUCUGGUUCCAGAAUCGACGAACCAAGUGGAAGAAACAGAACCCAGGACUGGACGUGAAUAGUCCUACGGUACCCACCACGCCGCCGCAUCCUCCGCCUUACACGCCUGCCUUCCUGUUCGCCACGCAUCCUCAUCAGCAUCCGCUGCCGCACUCGCACACGCAUCCCCAUCCGCACGCCCACGUCCAUCAUCCACCGCCCGUGCCACCACCGCCACCUGGCUAUUAUCACCCAGCCGCGCCACCUUAUCCUCCGACAGGACCGACGUUCUUCGGUCAUCACCUGUCUGCCACCCCCGCCACCGCGUCCGGCCCACCGCCAACCUCCACACCAUCCUCCACGGGCCUUGCACUGUCGACGCAUACGCAUCCGCAUCCGCACACGCAUCCGCACGCGUAGCGAACUCGACAAUUCAUCCCGCGGACGUCGUCUUCGCCUUCAUAGUCGUCUUUGGUGUUCCGGCUGAUUCGCACUCGAGAGAUGCAGGUCGACCGAGAGAGAAGAAGAAGAAGAAGAAGAAGAAAAAGAUAGAGAGAGAGAGAGAGAGAGAGAGAGAGGGGGAGAGAAUGCAAUUGGUAUGAAAGAGAAACUAUUGUUAUAUACAUAUGACGUUUGAAUGACAUCGGUUGCGUUGCGACGCAAUCGUGUAGAUGAAUAUUUCGAUAAGAUAAAUAAGGGUGGAUUAGGUUUGGGGAGUUUGAAGAGACUGAUUCUGCCGGGCGAGCGUAGACAGUUGGGUAUGUAAGAUUGUGUACGAUAGGAGUUUACGAGUCGCUUUGAUCACGUCGAGCAAGUGUCUCCUGCGGACUUUGAUUCCAGCUUCGUUAUUUGUAGAUACGUCUUGCGUUAUGUCCCGAGCUGUCGAACUCGUCAAGAUCUGCACGAGGCACUGUUAUAUAAAUGUAAAUACCGUGACGAGAGAGAAAGGGAGAGAAAGAGAGAGAGAGAGAGAGAGAGAGAGAGAGAGAGAGAGAGAGAAAGAGAGGCCAUUCCGUUCUUCGUCUUCGAGCAGCACUCGAUCGAGGACUCGUGUCGGCGCCGUGUGGUUUAUGGAAGUAAGCACGUACGCUCGAGGCCGGGUUUUUCGUUCGUUGUUGCUACUUCGUGUCCGUUGAUAGUCGCACGUGGGACGCUUUCGAUAGGAUAAUCGGUUUACGCGGGGUGACGUGCGGGAAACGAGCGUAUCUCUUGGAGGAUACUGUCGGAUCGUUUAAAAUUCGUCAACACACGCGCGAGAAAGAGAGAGGAGGAGAGGGCGGGAAGGGAAAAGUGAGAGAGAAAGGGAGAAGGGAAUCUGUCGGCCGAGCGGAAAGAUAAAUACGCGGUGAUACGCGGCCGAAGAAUAACAGGCGCUCGAUUACAGCCCCGCGCGUAAACCGCGCCCCUUUUCGCUCGGAUAUAUAUAAUUAAAAAAUCCGAACGAACAGAGCAACGGAGCAACGAGCGUCGGCUUGUUUCGCAUUUCCACGCCCCACGAUUAUAUUCGCGAUGACGUUCGCGGCGUUCACCGGCAACAACAACUGUGUGAAAACGCGCGCCUGACCAAAAGAACGAGGAACGAGGAAGAAACGAGAACGAAACGAAAGGGACGAAAGAGGGUGGAAUUAAAAGAGCGAGAUGGAAACUGUCGCCUCGUCGUGUUGUUUUUCUCGCCACCUUCGUUGUAACAUAUGCCGUUUGGUCGCUGCGAAUGAGAAGCGUUUUCGUUCUAAAAACGAGGUAAACUUUAUCAAAGAAAGAGAGAGAGAGAGAGAGAGAG
Molecule: messenger RNA, 3817 nt
Organism: Frieseomelitta varia
Lineage: Eukaryota; Metazoa; Arthropoda; Insecta; Hymenoptera; Apidae
Exons: 2
Coding region: 712-2457 (581 amino acids)
Biological process (GO): regulation of transcription by RNA polymerase II; cell differentiation
Cellular component (GO): nucleus
Molecular function (GO): DNA-binding transcription factor activity, RNA polymerase II-specific; RNA polymerase II cis-regulatory region sequence-specific DNA binding
Source: RefSeq, a predicted model, not a curated record